Molecule: messenger RNA, 2298 nt
Organism: Haplochromis burtoni (Burton's mouthbrooder)
Lineage: Eukaryota; Metazoa; Chordata; Actinopteri; Cichliformes; Cichlidae
Gene: prpf38b
Product: pre-mRNA processing factor 38B
Exons: 6
Coding region: 229-1614 (461 amino acids)
Cellular component (GO): precatalytic spliceosome
Source: RefSeq, a predicted model, not a curated record
CGCAGGACAGCAGCAGUGCGCCACAAACGUCACACUUCCGGUUCCACCUCGCAGUACUUUAGCUACACCGACGGCGGGAAGUUAUUAUCAUCAAUUUAACUACAUUUCACCGAGGAUUAAACAGGCAAAUUUAUUAACGGUCGAUAGUUCACUACCUAAUGUUGAUGGAUCUGUAGCCGGAUAUACGCAAAAAUUAAAGAAAGCAUAGCGGUGGUGGAUUCAGCUAACAUGGCUACCGUCGGAAACCAGCUACCAACGCAGGCCGUUAGCAAGCCUACAUCUGGAAAACAUGGAAACGUACUGCCCCUGUGGGGCAACGAAAAGACUAUGAACCUUAACCCAAUGAUUCUUACCAACGUGCUGUCUUCGCCGUAUUUCAAAGUACAGCUUUAUGAGCUAAAGACCUACCAUGAAGUUGUGGACGAAAUCUAUUUCAAGGUGACUCACAUUGAGCCCUGGGAAAAAGGAAGCAGAAAGACUGCAGGCCAGACUGGAAUGUGCGGAGGGGUACGCGGAGUAGGCACGGGUGGGAUUGUUUCUACUGCUUUCUGUCUUCUAUACAAACUGUUUACUCUCAAGCUGACUCGCAAACAGCUCAUGGGCCUGAUUACACACACAGACUCUCCGUACAUCCGAGCCCUUGGUUUCAUGUAUAUAAGAUACACUCAGCCCCCAACAGAUUUGUUUGAAUGGUAUGACGGCUUCCUGGAUGAUGAGGAGGAGCUCGACGUAAAAGCAGGAGGUGGUUGUGUGAUGACCAUUGGAGAGAUGCUGCGCUCCUUCCUGACCAAACUGGAGUGGUUUUCCACACUGUUCCCCCGUAUCCCAGUGCCUGUGCAAAAAGUUAUUGACCAGCAAAUAAAGGCAAGGCCACGGAAGGUACCUCAGAAGGAGACGCAAGAGGACGAGGACGGGUUUGCAGAGUCGGGAAGGCAAGGAGAACGCCGGCGCUCCAGGACACCCAGGCGGACACCGAGCCCCCGUAGGUCGCCCAAACGGUCCAGGAGCAGGAGCCACCAUCGCGAGAGAGAGCGCCACGGGCCCAGCUUUGAUCGAGAGCUGGAGAGAGAGCGUGACCGGCAGAGGAAGGAGAGGGAAGGCAGGGACCGAGACAGGGAGAGGGGGGACAGAGGGGACAGGGAAAGGCGACGCUCCCGUAGCGCGGACAGAAACAGAGAGCGCAAGAGAAGCCGCAGCGGUAGCCGGGACCGUAGGAGCGAGCGCAAGGAGAAGGAAAGGGACGGCGGGGAUGACAGGAGCAGGAGGAAGGACAGGGAUCACCAUAAAGACAGAGGCACUGAGAGGGAGAGGUCCAGGGAUAAGAAGAGCAGGGGAGAGACUGACGACCGCAGGCACAAGGACGAUAGGGAAAGGCACAGGGACGAGAGGAAGGCCAAAAGGUCCAGCCGGAGUCGAAGCAGAGAGAGGAGACACAAAAGUGGGGCAGAGGAGAAGAGCAGGAAACGGGAGCGCAGCCACAGCAGGGAGAGGGACAGGGAGAGAGAUGGAGAACAGCGCUCUCACAAACGCAGUCGCAGCAAAGAGAGGAGCCACCAUCAGCGAGAGUCCAGCAAUGACCAUAGUAGACAUAGAAGCAGUCCGAGCAUCGAGUAAAUGCUGCCUUGCAGCAAUAUUACUUGUGUUUUUCCUCCUCUUUUUCUAUAUUCGGCUGUCUGCUCUGUCACUUGUGCUAAAAAGAAGGAACAGUUGCACAUCGGACAUUUGGAUUUGUUGUCUAUGGCUGAUGUUGCUUUAUGUUUUUCCGCUAUUUCACUCCCCAUUAGACCAUCGUUAGUCUUCACUUGAAUUCUGGAAAGUGGAAAAAAAAGGCAUUUUAAUUUUCUAUUUUUUGUUUUGUUGUCCCAGAAAGAUGGGGGUUUGUACAUAAUUUCUAAGGCUGUCUACACGCUGCACACGGGCAGAGUUGGACUUCCUGCUGGGCCGGAUGCCUUCAGUGCUAUACUAUCGCCAUGUAGAUUACACGAUUCAUGAAAAAUGACUGUAAUUACUUUCAGCCUGUGCAAAAGACCACAUGUGGUUACUCUUAAAAUUUGUCUGAUAUGCCUCUGUACACAAAUGGUUGAAGUUCAACACUUAACGUGAAGGCCAUGUGGCUCAGCUAAAGCAGAACAGUUCUGUCCGUGAUCACGUGUAGACGUCCUGAGAGCGUUUUAAUCCUCUCAAAUGCGGUCCGCAAAGGGUAAUUUUUACAAAACACACUUGAGCCCUGCUUGUGUUGUUUCGGUUAUUGCUCUGUUGCAUUUUGUUUUCUAAUAAAACACUUAAAAAAAAAAAAAA